UAGCCCGUGGAGUUGUUCCAAAAUUAGAUAAAUCAUUAAGUGAUAUAAUUUUUAAAAAGCUGUAUGUAUCAAUUUGGUAGCCCUUCGUAUCACUUAGUACCCACGAAGUAGCUCUUAGCAGCCAAAAGGUUGGUGACUCCUGGACUACAUGCUAAACUCUUUAUUUAGCUUCUUUUAUUUAUUAGCAAUGUAGUUCUGUAAUUUAUUUUUAUUUAUUUAAUUUUACUUAUCAACUUUAUUUGAAUAUAUAAAAAACUAUUUCAAUCUAAGAUAGAAUAUAAUUACGACCUAAUAUUACUCUUUACAUAUUGUUACACUGUUUUGAUAAAAUGGAGCAAUAACAUCAACAACAAUAAAUAAGUAAAGCCAUAUUAUUAAAACAUUUAAAAUAUAAAAGUGAUACUUAAGGCAACAGUUGGAUUGUUUUUGCAAACAAAAGAUUUUUGUUUUUUUUUAUAUUGGCCCUGCUGUCCUUACAGCAAGAGGGAAGGACAGCAGGGGAGGGGCGAGGAGGUAUGGUCAGGCCUCAAUGUCACAGUAGGCCUUUGCUACAGUCAUGGCGGUGAGCACUGGAGAGCAGCAGCAUGUGGAGCAAGUUUAAAGAGAGAAAACAGGUUUGAUAGUAACAAUGAAAACAUCUAUAAGGAGAAGAAGAGUUCAACCUCAACAUGACGCAGAAUACUAUAUUAAGCUGAAAAUUGACAAGACUGGUCUAACAGAACAGUUCAUCAACCCAUGCAAAGGUCGUGGUGUAAUUGCCACACAGCUUUUCAAACAGGGAGAUUUUAUCCUUGAAUACCGUGGAAAGCUUUCUAAAGUGGAUCCUUACCUUCAAAGAGAUAAAUUCAAUGAUACAGUGGAAGUUUUUUUGUUUGAUUUCAAAUGGAAAGGGACCUGCUGGUGCAUUGAUGCUUCUAUUGAAGACAAGUCACUGGGACGACUAGUGAACGAUGACCACCGAAGGCCUAACUGUAAGAUGAAAACAGUUGAAGUUGAAGGGAUACCACAUCUUUGCCUGUUUGCCCUCCGAGACAUUGAACCAGGAGAAGAAAUAACUUAUAACUACGGAAAAGCUGAUUGGCCUUGGCGCAAGAUGGACAAAUCUUCUACCCCUGAAGUCAGCAAUCAAACUGGCAAUGAUGAACACCGCCAUCAGGACAAAUCCACCCCUGAAGUGAGCAACCAAACUGGCAAUGAUGAACACUGCGCUCAGGACAAGUCUUCUACCCCUGAAGUCAGCAACCAAACCGGCAAUGAUGAACACCGCCAUCAGGAGAAAUCUUCUUCCCCUGAAGUCAGCAACCAAACUGGCAAUGAUGAACACCGCCAUCAGGACAAAUCUUCUUCCCCUGAAGUCAGCAACCAAACUGGCAAUGAUGAACACCGCCAUCAGGACAAAUCUUCUACCCCUGAAGUCAGCAACCAAACCGGCAAUGAUGAACAUCACGAUCAGGAGAAAUCUUCUUCCCCUGAAGUGAGCAACCAAACUGGCAAUGAUGAACACUGCGCUCAGGACAAAUCUUCUUCCCCUGAAGUGAGCAACCAAACUGGCAAUGAUGAACACCGCCAUCAGGACAAAUCUUCUACCCCUGAAGUGAGCAACCAAACUGGCAAUGAUGAACACCGCCAUCAGUCACGGUUAACCAAGCUGCGGCAGCAUCAUGAGAAAUGCCUGAAACGUCACAGAAUGGCAGAGGAGGAGCAUAAUGCUAAAGAAAAACAUUACACCAUGAUUUUAAUGAAACGUGCAAAACUAGCACAGGAACUGGCAAAACUGGAUGCUCUUCUAAAAUCCCAGCCUGAAAAUACUACUGACAUGAGUUCUCAGCAUGAUAUUCAGCCACUACCUUCAUCUGAUAGUUCCUUCUUGGAGGAAUUAAGGACCAGCGAAAGAUUGGAAAAAGAGCAGCAGGCAAGAGUUCCUUCUGUAUUUUCCACAUCACCAAUUCAACCUGAAAAUUGCUCUGUUGAAUACUUAAAAAAGAGGCCAUCAAGACAAAAACAGGUCUCUACAUAUACAGAAACAUCUUUUGAUGAAUCUGAUUACACAGACUAUAGUGAUGCUGAUUAUAUUCCAGACUCUGAAGGAAGUUCCUCUCAGAAAGACGAAGAUGUGCCUCUUAAUCCAAUUGCAAAGAAGCCUCUGCCUUCUCUGCGAUACCCCCAUUUAUCGCCAUCAAAACAAGAUAUUUCUUCAGAAAUUUCAGUGAAUAGAAAUGUUACCAUUAGUCCUAAGAAGAAGAUCUCUGAAACUCCAAGAAAGAGAAGGUUCUUAUCCCAAAGUGCAACAAAUAGCAAUGAAAGUACACCAAAGAAAAGCAGAGUUGAAGAGAUUUCGGACUCAAUCAGAGUGUUACCACCUUUAAAGUCUGGAAAUCGCCGUGUGUAUAAUAAGAGAAACUAUUGUCUGUAUUGUCUCCAACCCACAUCAAAACUUGCACGACACCUGGAGGCUGUACAUAAAAAUGUAGAAGAGGUUGCUCUUGCCUUUCAAUAUCCCAAAAAUUCAAGAGAGAGACGCAAUAGGUUGAACAUGCUUAGAAGACGUGGAAACUUUGCCCAUAAUGCCAGUGUGGUCAAGAGGGGAGCCGGUGAGCUCCAGGCCUGCUAUAGACCAAGGAAAUCCAGGGGUGCCAUUGAUUUCAUUCACUGUUAUCACUGCCAAGGACUCUAUGCUAAGAAAACACUGUGGAAGCACAUGAGAAGAUGCCCAGCAAAGAAAGAAAGUAAUGAAGACUCCAAGAAUGGGAAGCAGAGAGUUCGAUCCAAAUGUGCACUGAAAACUGCUGUUGCUCGUGACAUUGGAGAGGGUUUGAAAACUGUUAUUUCCUGUAUGAAAUAUGAUGAAAUUACUCAAUUAAUUCAAAAUGACCAACUUCUUCUGCAGUUUGGACAGCACCUGUAUGAUCUGAAUGGCUCAAGAAAGAACAGACAUGACUACAUAAGGCAAAGGCUUAGGGAACUUGGGCGACUGCUUCUUACGACUCGGAAGAAUACUGCCAUUCAAAAGGCAGAGGAACUGAUUUAUCCUGCGAACUUCAAUCAUUUGAUAUCUGCAGUGAAAGAGUUGGCUGGGUACAAUCCAGAGGGAAAUACCUUCCAGAAACCUUCCUUGGCUCUAAAAAUUGGCAACAAUCUGGGAAUUAUCUCUGAGCUUGUUGAGACUGACAACUUGUCCUCAGAAGACGGAGACCCAAGCCUUGUGCAAUUUGCCCGAGAAUUUAGGAUGAUCAAAAAUUUUAGAUGGAAGGGACUGAUCACCAGAGGUGCAACAACAACUAUGAAGGAGUCCAAGUGGAAUGCACCACAGAUUUUACCUUUGACAGAUGAUGUCAAAUGUUUGGAUAGUCAUAUGGAGACUGUUAAAGCUGGUGCUGAAAAAGUACUGAGAUUGACGCCCACUCCAUACCACUAUGCAAUGCUUGCCAAAGUAACACUUGCUCAAGUGAUCAUUUUUAACAGAAGAAGAGAAGGAGAGGUAUCACGAAUGGAGUUGUCCACCUUCAAAGAUAGAAAAAAGUCAGAAAUCAAUGUGGACAUGACUGCUUGCCUGACCCCACUUGAGAACAAAAUGUGUGAUUUCUUCACCAGAGUAGAAAUCCGUGGAAAACGAGGGAGAGGCGUUCCUGUUCUCUUAAAACCAUCCAUGGUCUCUGCAAUGGAGCUCCUUGUGGAAACGCGUGAAUCUUGUGGUGUCCCCAAAGAGAACAUCUACAUGUUUGCUAGACCAGGAGCUUUAUCUGCCUGUCGAGGAGGAGACUGUAUCCAGAUGUUUGCAAAGGAGAGUGGUGCCAAACACCCUGAAUUCUUAACAUCAACAAGGCUCCGAAAGCACAUAGCAACAAUGUCACAGGUGCUUAAUCUUCAAGAAAAUGAAGCAGACCAACUAGCAGACUUUCUGGGUCAUGACAUCCGUGUGCACAGGCAGUAUUACCGCUUGCCUCAGGGAACCCUUCAGCUUGCUAAGAUGAGCAAAGUGCUUUUGGCAGUGGAGAACGGAACUCUUUCACAUUACAAAGGCCAAACACUCGAUGAUAUUGAAAUUGACCCUGAAGAAAAAGUUGAUUUGCAAGAUCUGGAUUCCUCAAGCGAUGAGAGUGAGUCUCUUCAUUCAGCUAUGGAGACAACAAAUACACAAGAAACUGAGACAACAGAUCAGGAUGAAGACACUGGACCAGGGACUUCUUCAGGUCCAACAACUUGUUACCAUCCUCCCUUGAAAAAGGGCAACCAAGGUAACUCCAAACGUAAGUGGGAAGACCGUGAGGUACGUGCAGUUGAAAGACACAUGAUGCGUUUCAUCCACACAUGCAAGGUGCCUCAGAAGCUGGACUGCAUUCGGUGCAUCAAUGCAGAACCCUAUGCACUCAAAGACAGAACCUGGACUGGGGUAAAAAAUUACGUUAGAAAUCGCAUUACUGCCUUGAAGAGAAGAGCUUGUGCAAAGGACUGAGAGCUGUUUGUUCAUUUUCAGUUCCAUUUAAGUUCUCUGUUUUUCAGGUAAAAUGGUUCGGAAUAUGUUUUGAACAAUUUUAGGCUCAGUGAUUAGGUGUAUUUUUACCUCAAGCCUUUCCUCAUUCUGAGGGGUUACAAAAAACAAAAAACUUUUUUUAAGUUGACAGUUUUUAAACUUAGUUUUCAUUAUGUAUCCACAUCAUGUUGAAUGUAUUUGGAAGCAAAGUUCUUAUUUUAUUAAAGUUUGGUUGAAGCAGGCACUCAGUGGUCCACAUGUAUUUUCUUUUGUAGUACGUUUCUGUACAUGUAUAGUGUGCAUGUUAACUGCUAAAACAGAGUUGUAACAAAAGCCACAGAACAUUUAAAUUAUUCUAUGGCACAACAAGUUGGACAGAGCUGUAAUUUCUUCAAAACAAAUAGAGACCUGACUUUGAAGUUCUGGCAAGCCCCUUGCAUGUUGUCAAAUUAGCAAACUGAAUUGUGAAAUAAUUACUGUAGGAUUGGAUAGAAAAAUAUGACCUUUUACAUUGUG
Molecule: messenger RNA, 4987 nt
Organism: Archocentrus centrarchus (flier cichlid)
Lineage: Eukaryota; Metazoa; Chordata; Actinopteri; Cichliformes; Cichlidae
Exons: 20
Coding region: 629-4453 (1274 amino acids)
Biological process (GO): regulation of DNA damage response, signal transduction by p53 class mediator; regulation of transcription by RNA polymerase II
Cellular component (GO): polytene chromosome; nucleus
Molecular function (GO): histone H4K20 methyltransferase activity; protein binding; transcription regulator activity
Source: RefSeq, a predicted model, not a curated record